GAGAAACUGGUGUAUAUGACCCACCCCUGCCUGGUCAGCAUGAACCUGGACUGUCCCCCAAACCUGGUGCUGGCUGGUGGAGUACACUUACAGUGCCCUAACAAGACGGAACUGAGUAACUUUGAGGCGGCAAUCAAGAUGGGGAUUAUCGCAUGGCAUGCUGGACCGAUGAAUAUGAACAAUGAAAUGUUUGACCCACCCAUGGUGGAUUUCACCCUGCAGAUCAGCGAAGACCUUGAUAAGAGAUUUGGAAUAAAGCGCUCCACGCGUGUCGUCAGUCAGAGAGACGUCCCAGGCAUGACGAAAGCGCUGCUGCCUCUGUAUGCGAAGCACGGCAUCGAGGGUAUAACUGUUGGCGUUAAUGGUGGUUCAGCGCCGCCGGCCGUCCCAAAGAUCUUCCGCUGGGAGUACCAGAAUGCCAGCCUCAUCGGAAUGUGGCAUCCUCUCGGUUAUCCUGAUCCACCAGGCAACUACCCAGCAAUGCCCAAGGGCCUGUCAGCUAAUGACUGUGUGACAUUCGAGGGCCUGGAUGAAGCCAUGUGUUAUGCUUUCAGGAGCGACAACCAGGGACCCCCAGAAUCUCUGGCGGAAGUCCUUACAUUCUAUGAAAUAGCCAGAGGACAGUUUCCUAAUGCCUUUGUCCAUGCAUCUACCUUUGAUGAUUUUGUUGCUGCCGCCCAAGCUGUCAAAGCACAGCUCCCCCUGGUGACUCAGGAGAUCGGUGAUACUUGGAUCCAGGGCUCCGCAUCAGAUCCUUUGAAAGUCGCCAUGAUGAGAGCAUUCUUCAGAACAAGAACAAGCUGCUUGUUUAAAGCUUCCAUAGGCAAUGCUAGCAGCUGCCCUAAUGAUGAACGGAUGUACAACGCUUCCCGGUUCCUGACCAAGCUCGGAGAACACACCUAUGGCAUCGCCCUGGCUGGAGAUUAUAUUAAUUGGGAAAACGAUGUAUUCUACAAAUUUCUUGAAAAGCAGUCUUCUUUGUACUUGCGUGGUCCAUGGUCCUGGAUUGAGCAGCGACAGUUCAAUGACCUUGCCCUUGAGGCACUGGGAGAUCACCCAUUGGCAGAACAGGUCACCACAGAGUGGAAACAGCUGAGAGCCUCCAUCCCCGACUUCACUGAUUACCAUGAGGUCAUCGACCGCACUGCCAUGUUGUCUUGUAACCAAGGUUACAAAUUCCAGUUUGCUGAAGAUGGAUCAAUCAUAGCACUGGUGGACAAGAAUGGAGUGAACUGGGCAUCGCGGACAAACCCACUAGGGCAAUAUGUGUACCAGACCUACAACCAGACAGACAUGGAUGCCUUCGCCAGUAUUUACAACACCGGCAAAUUCCAAGUGGGAAUCUACAAACCCAACAUCACCAAUAAUACCCAUGCACAGAGCAAAUCCUGGACACACACAGUUACUGAUCUCUAUCAGGCAAAUGAUGGCAGCUGCAAGUUUGGAGUCCAGCUGAUUCCAGAGGACACAGAAGCGACCUUCUACUACGGUGCACCACCUAAAGUUUGCAUCAGAUUCAGCGUUCAGAAUGAUUCACAAGGCAGACCAGGUGUAGCGGUCGACUUCCAGUUCUACUCGAAGCCGCCAACACGUAUGCCCGAAGCCAUGUUCAUGACCUUUAAGCCAGUGGAACAAGAAGGCCAUCGCUGGCUGAUCCACAAACUGGGACAGCUGCUUGACCCCCUGGACGUGGUGCAGAACGGGAGUCAGACUCAACAUGGAAUUGAUAAAGGCGUGUACUACGUAGACUCUGCUUCCAAGGGAUUAGAGAUCCUCUCCCCCGAUGUUCCAGUAGCCACCAUGUUGACAUCGACAUCACCUCUGUCUGCCAUCCCUAACCAGUUAUCUCCCCUGAAGGACGUUAAUGGUGUCUCUUUCAAUAUAUUUAACAACGUGUGGAACGUGAAUUAUAUAUUUUGGUAUCCUUAUGUCCUUGAUGAUAUGAACUUUAGAUCAAGGUUCUUUAUAACAUUUUUGUAAAUUUAGGGAUUUGCAAUUUAGGAGAGUGAAUAUUGCUUAAGUCGCCAACAUCAAUUGGAAAUUAGUAACUGGUCACGGGAAGGGUCUUAUACUAUCAUAUUUUGACACGCAUCACCAAUUGUGUUUCAUUGUCUUUAUUUUAUAUGAUGCAAUGUUUUUUUUCAAGAGGGAAAAUUGUAAUGUCUUCAAAAUAUAGUUUAUGUCUUUGUAUUUUAUUGCUGUCUGGUGAUUGAUAAUUUGGCCAAAUAUGUCUGUCUGUUUUCACUGAAAUGUAUGACUGAUUGCGCAAACAUUUUGUACUCCAUUAUAUGUAAACAUUUGCUCUGAUAACCUGCUGAUGGGGUAGAUGUAUUGGUGUUAACGAGUAGGGUUGCUGCCACAACCUGAAGGGACAAUCAAGAUGUCUGCACCAUCAGUGUGAUCAAUAUUCAUGAUCAGUAUAAUGAUCCUGGAUCAAAAUCAGCUUCAACAAACUUGUUGAUCGUGUAUCUCAGAACUUUAUCAAUAUCACAAUCCCAAAGUAUCGAAACACACAAUCAAAUAAUAUGAUCAGUUAUCAUGUACCUGGAUAAAAAUCUAUUUCAACAAACUAGUUGGUCAUGUUUCAGUGUUUCCGUUAUCCGGUAUAUACCAAACUUUGACUGGUACAAAGUUCAAUGUCCGGUAAUUUCAAAGGCUGUCGGUCAUCGUGUCAGACUAAUUUUAAAAUCAAUUUUCUACUUACCUCUGUCAAUUUUAUUUCUCCUCAAAAAGAUUACGUUUUCACAAUGACAUCGAGGUGUAAAAAAUAGCAGUUUUGUAAAAGCCCAGACUAAAAAUAGCGGCAUUGAGAAAUUGCGAUAACCUCUACAUUUCUGAUUGGUUGUUAGGGUGCAAGGACUUGCGGACAAUGAAAUUUACAAAUGACCAGUAUUUGAAAUACUAGCCAGUCACAAUGUUCAGCUGUAAAAAAUGCCAGUGGAAACACUGUGUAUCUCGGAAACAUCAUCAACGUGACAAUGCCAAACUAUUGAAACACAAUCAAAUGAUCAAUCAUAAUGAUCCUGGAUCAAAAUCAGCUUCAACAAACUUGUUGGUUGUGUUUCUCAGGUACUACAUCAACGUGACAAUGCCAUACUUUCAAGACACACUUACGGCAUUUUUGUUUCAAACCCCAGUGUCCAUGAAUAGGAACCUUUUCCCAACAAAAUAGUAAUUAUUGGAAGGGGAUUGAAUGCAAAAAAAAUGAAUAGUACAUGUUUGGGAUACAACACUUCCUAAAUCAAUGUUUUAUUCCUCGAAGUGGGUAACAGGAGAUUGUUGUGACAUUUGUCAGUAUAGACUGUGCAUCUGGCAAGAAGCAAACAGAUCCAAAUGUUUGCUAAAUAUCAAAAUACAUGCCAAAUAACAAUUCUAGGCUUUAGUAUUGCAAAUGGUUUUGUACUUGGUUCAGAAUGCAGUGUGAAGAUGAGAGAAGUUGUACAUAUGACUACAGUAAUACCUUUACAUCUUCUAACAUUGUUUUCCAGAGCCAAAUCCCAGAGAUCUUAGUACUUAUAACCCCAAUGCUUAGCUUACCUUGCACCUUGCACAUUCUUUAACAUGGUUUUACCACAAGUUUAGACAAUGUAGCCAUGGUAACCGUUUGGUUCUAGGAGCUUCUUUUAUGUAAUACUGUUCAACCAGCUUUGAUGAAGUGAAUUGGAUGUAGUGAGCUCAGAUAUAACGGCUUUUGAAAUCACAUAUGCUCAUAUAUUCUAAACUGUUAAUGUGAUAUUGUUGUGCACUGUGUUAAUAUUGUAAUGGAUUCUAUUUUGAAUAUGUUAUUUAACAUUCCAGGAAAGUGAUAAUCUUUCUGUUUCAUUUAAGCAGUAUUUGUGAUAACCCAUUCAGGUUUUCUGUAAUACAUCCAUUUUGUACAUCAGGCAGUCUGAAGACUUGUUCUCUUUUGUUUGGUCUGACAUCUUACACUAUGCACUGUGCUCCUAUUGGUCGUUUCUUAUAGUUGACUCUCAAAAUGUUCCUACAUGCUUGUUCUCAGAAGCAAUGACCUUGAGGUCUUAAAGUCACUAUAUCACACCACACUUCCCUAAAAAGUAAAUAAUGCACUUCUCUUAAUAGUACUAACUAUCAGCUCUCAGGGAAGCUACCAUAUAAUUUAUUCCCUCCCUCCCUCUUCCCCCCC
This is a messenger RNA of Haliotis rubra (blacklip abalone), 4144 nucleotides long. RefSeq lists its product as uncharacterized. The record is from RefSeq and is a predicted model, not a curated record. Lineage: Eukaryota; Metazoa; Mollusca; Gastropoda; Lepetellida; Haliotidae.